AUGUUACGUCUUGCUGUAUCGCUCCUUGCGCUAUGCAGCGUUCCUUUCGCAGUUGCAUUGCCUAGCAAGCAUGCAUCGCAGACUGCAUCUAAUCCCACUGUCGAGCUCGAUUAUGGUACCUUUCGCGGCGCGUUGUCUUCACAGUACAAUUUAACAUAUUUCCGCAAGAUCCCAUUUGCAGCAUCAACAGCAGGCCAGAACCGUUUCCGCGCUCCGCAAUCACCACUACCCAUUACAAAUGGCACAUACGACUCUAACCAGGCGUUCGACAUGUGUCCCCAGCGGACGGUUAACGGCUCUGAAGAUUGUCUAUAUCUCGGAAUCUACUCCCGACCAUGGACCAAGAAGCAACAUCUCCGACCCGUCUUACUGACCUUCUACGGCGGCGGCUUCAUCCGCGGAGGCGCCACUUUCGACAUCCCUCCUUCCGGCUUCCCCGUCCUAAACGUCUCCUCCAGCAAUGACUACGUAGUUGUCUACUCCAACUACCGUACCAACGUCUUCGGUUUCCUCCCCGGCUCAAAGAUAGCACAACACCCAGACGUCGACCUCAACCCUGGACUUCUUGACCAAAAAGCCGCCCUCCAAUGGAUUCAUAAGCAUAUCCACCACUUUGGCGGCAACAAGAACAAAGUCACCAUCUGGGGCCAAUCCGCCGGCGGCGGCAGCGUCGUCGCCCAAACCAUCGCCACGGGAAACCGCGCCCCUUUUUGGCCGAAAACGUACCGCUACAACAGUCCCUGGGCAGAAGCCUUGUACCAGCAGACUCUCCAAGACGUAGGCUGCAAUGGUACUGCCGACGAAAUCGCCUGUUUGAAAGACGUCAAUGUGCAGAAGCUAAGAGACAGCGCAUUGAAACAGAGUACAAGCCAACAAUACACCACAUCUUCUUUUACCUACGGCCCCGUAAUUGACACAAAUUUCCUCACAGAAUCUCUGAGCGAGGUCAUUGCAAAGGGACACCUAAAUGCGGACACAGUGCUGACGAGUUACAACCUCCACGAGGGCGAGAAUUUCAUCCCACCCGGUUUCUCAAAAGCCGCUACAGGCGCCGAUGGCUUCAACUCAUCUGCCACGUCGUUUGAUAGCUGGCUUCGCGGCUACCUGCCUGACCUCACAGCCAAGGACCUAGCCAGCGUGAAAGAAAUGUAUCCAGCAGUAGGCGAAGCGGAGGAGAUAAGUUGGAAUACCACGUACAUUCGCGCGGGACUCUUGUAUCGUGAUAUCGUGCUUGCUUGUCCGGCGUUUUGGAUGGCGAGCAAGGCGGAGAAGGGGUGGAUUGUUGAGUAUACGAUUUCACCGGCUAAACAUGCUAGUGAUGUGCAAUACUGGAACACUAUUAAUCCGAUCCAAAAAUCCGACCCUCUGACUUACCAAGGUUACGCGGGCGCGCAGGCGAGUUUCAUUCAAACAGGUGAUCCGAAUGCGCAUAAGGUUACCAAUGCAAGUGUACCUGGUGUUCCAGGGUUAGAUAGCGGAAAGCAGUUCUUGGUUUCGGCAGGCGGGUUGAAGCAGGGCGGGACGGGGCUGUUGGAGAAGAGAUGUGGGUAUUGGAAGAGUGUGGCGGGGAGGGUGCCUGUUUAA
Molecule: messenger RNA, 1584 nt
Organism: Pyrenophora tritici-repentis Pt-1C-BFP
Lineage: Eukaryota; Fungi; Ascomycota; Dothideomycetes; Pleosporales; Pleosporaceae
Source: RefSeq, a predicted model, not a curated record